AUGUCCGGCGCCGACGCGCCCGAGAUCAUCGCGGCUUACGAUGCCGUGCGCUCGGACAAGGACGAGACCAACUGGCUCCUGAUCUCGUACGCGGGCGCCGUGGGCGACAAGCUGAAGUUGACGGGCACGGGCACGGGCGGGCUGUCGGAGCUCGCGAGCAACCUCGACGACAGCCAGGCGCAGUACGCAUACGUCCGCGUCGAGUAUGCCAACGAUACCGAGUCCAAGAGGGUCAAGUUUGCGCUGGUCAUCUGGAUCGGCGAGAACACAAAGGUCAUGCGCAAGGCGCGCGUGAGCAUCGAGAGCGGCAACGUCAAGAGGGUGCUUGCGCACCACUCGAUCCAGGUCGACGCCCGGGACAAGGCCGACCUGAGCGAAAAGGAGAUUGUGCCCAGGUUACGGAAAGCCGGCGGCGCUGAUUACAACGGAGGGAGGGGUUAG
This is a messenger RNA of Neoarthrinium moseri, 441 nucleotides long. RefSeq lists its product as uncharacterized. The coding region runs from base 1 to 441 and encodes 146 amino acids. Gene Ontology annotation, molecular function: actin filament binding. NCBI's taxonomy places the organism in Eukaryota, Fungi, Ascomycota, Sordariomycetes, Amphisphaeriales, Apiosporaceae. The record is from RefSeq and is a predicted model, not a curated record. The transcript has a single exon. Gene Ontology annotation, biological process: regulation of actin filament polymerization. Gene Ontology annotation, cellular component: cortical actin cytoskeleton; actin filament; site of polarized growth.